Panicum virgatum (switchgrass) is the source of this 1413-nucleotide messenger RNA. Its product is annotated as nudix hydrolase 8-like. Bases 122 to 1183 code for a protein of 353 amino acids. The record is from RefSeq and is a predicted model, not a curated record. Gene Ontology annotation, molecular function: ADP-ribose diphosphatase activity; NADH pyrophosphatase activity; NAD binding. The transcript has 9 exons. Lineage: Eukaryota; Viridiplantae; Streptophyta; Magnoliopsida; Poales; Poaceae.
AUUUCUGUGGUCGCGGGUCGCCUCCUGAAUCUCGUACCAGCCCACCAGAUCGAUCGGAGCACGCGGCAGUUAGCGGACACAGUAGGCCGGUAGCACGUCAGUCAGUGGCUGAGCGAGAUCGAUGGAGGGCAGCCUGCUUGUAGAUUCCGCCGCGGCGAGCCUGGGCGCCACGCCGGCGGCGCGCCGCCGCCGCGCGAGGUUCUUGAGCUGUCCUUGCUCUGCUUCCAGCGAUGCACCGGCGACGAGGGCCUGGACGUCCUACUCCUCCGCUUGCAAGAUGCCGAGGACGGUGAAGCCGGUGUCGCGCGUGAACGGGUGGAGGAACGGCGGCAAUGGCCACGGGUGGGCGACGGCGCGGGAGGAGAGCUCGUCCGUUCUGGAGGCCCUGGAGGACGAGUACGGCGGAGUCGUCGUCGACGCCCACCGCCUGCCGUCCGGCACGGGCGAGUUCGCGCGGUCCCUGGCGGCGUCGCUCUCCUACUGGAAGUCGGCGGGCAAGAAAGGGGUGUGGCUGAAAUUACCGCUGGAUCGCUCCGAGUUCAUUCCACUAGCAGUAAAAGAGGGCUUCAGGUACCACCACGCAGAGGAGUCGUAUCUGAUGCUAACGUACUGGAUCCCCGACGAGCCCUGCUUGCUCCCGGCGAAUGCCUCUCACCAGGUCGGAGUCGGGGGCUUUGUGAUCAACGACCAAAUGGAGGUUCUCGUGGUUCAAGAGAAGUAUUCUGCUUCAUCGUCGCUUGGUGCUUGGAAACUCCCAACGGGAUUCAUCCAUGCGGUGAGGAGUCAGACAAUUAGACGGAUACCUGGAGCUGUCAGAGAGGUCAAGGAGGAGACUGGAGUUGACACUGAGUUUAUGGAACUGAUUGCUUUCAGGCAUGCGCAUAACGUGGCGUUCCAAAAGUCGGACCUGUUCUUCAUCUGCCUGCUGAGACCACUAUCCAACGAAAUCAAGAUCGACGAGGCGGAAAUUCAAGCAGCAAAGUGGAUGCCGCUCCGGGAGUUCAUGGAGCAGCCGUUGGUCCAGGAGGACCACAUGUUCAGGAAGAUCUCCGACAUCUGCGUGCAGCGCCUCCGGAGGCGCUACCGCGGGCUGACGGCGCACCGCGUGGUCUCCAAGUUCGACGCCGGGGCGUCCACCUUGUACUACAGCGUCGCCGAGCACGACCGCGGAUACCUGAGCUGACGGAUCACUGGCUGCUUCUGCAUCAUGUUCCCAUAAGAAGAUCCAUUCCAUUCAGGGCGUGAUGUGAUGUGACCCCAAUUGCCCAAAAUUUUCCUGUGCGAUGCUCCGGCACGGCACGAGUGCAUGACUCUUGAGGCGCCUCGAACAAUGGCGAUUGCCAGGGUCGCGAUCUGUAUGUUCCUGUGCGCAGAAGGAUUCAUCACCGCUGCCGCUUUGACUGUUGGUUUGCA